CAGCUAGUUUAAAUCAUUUGCCGCUCAAAUUUUCUCCAACUGAUCAGGGCAAACCUCCUUCAUUGGUCUUAAAAGAGUUGCUGGAUCAUCACAAUGGCCUGCAAUGCUUCUGAAAAGGCUGUGCUGUCAGAAGUAGUAGAGCCUACACCCCAAGAAAGUAAGACAAAUGCUCUUAAGAGAAGAAUAUAUGGCUGUUUUAAGGGUGCUCCCCUUGCAGAUUCUGUUCCUGCAGAGGCAAAAGCCACCUCCCCAACUCCUCUUUUUGGAUCCAUUUCUGUGAAACUACACCCAAGUAUAAAGCAAGUAGGCAUGUUCGUGGGCAUCUACAUAAGCGUGGGAUCCAUGUGCUUCUUCGUCCUCAGGAAGCAGCUCAAGGGGAAGUCAACAAAUGGACUUGUUGACUCUAUUUAUUUCUGUAUUUCCACACUGACCACAGUUGGAUAUGGAGACCUUGUGCCUGAUAGCAUCCUUACAAAAUUACUCUCCAGUUUUUUUGCUUUUGCAGGAAUGGGUCUUGUUGGACUUGUCCUGAACAAGACAGGAGACUAUUUUCUGGAGAAACAAGAGAGAAUGUUUCUGAAAGCCAUGCACCUGCAUAAAAAACUUGGUCCAGAUGAAUUUGAAAAAGAGUUUGAUACCAGCAAAGACAGAAGACUUGCAUUGACAAACUUUUUAAAGCUAAUUAUCACUAUUUCAGGGCUUGUAGUUUUUGGAUUACUCCAUCUAGCAGUUGUUGAUGAAUUCGAUUUUAUUGAUGCAAUUUACUGGAUUUCUAUUACUAUCACCACCCUGGGCUAUGAGGAUGAAAGCUUCAAACACACAAAAGGCCGUAUUUUUGCAGUAUUUUGGAUGUUGUCAAGUACUGUAUCUUUAGCCCAGUGCCUCCUCCAAGUUAUUGAGCUAAAAUUUCAGUGCAGGCAAAGGGCAUUCGUCAAGAGAUUUCUCGCUCAGAGGAUGACAAAUGUAGAUCUGGAGGCUGCAGAUCAUGAUGAUGAUGGGGUUGUAGAGGCUGCUGACUUCAUCUUAUCUAAGCUCAAAGAGAUGGGGAAGAUCAGCCAAGAAGAUAUUUCACUUGCAAUGAAGGAGUUUGAAGCCCUUGAUCAGUCAGCAGCUGAUCCAAAGGCUCCUGAACCAUCCCAAACAGAGAAGAAGUGAAUUACCUACUUAUUAGUAACAAAGCAGCUUUUGAGUAUUGAUUACUACGCUUGCUUGUGAAACAACAAUAAAUGUGAGAGCAUUACUAAGAACUACUUGUAAGUUUGUAAUAUCAUCUUUCAGUAUCAAUGUCAUGAUUUACUUUGUCUAUGUAACAAUUUCAUCAAUUUGAAGAGCUUUCUCCCCAUGUAAUCUUAUAAAAUAGGUCUUUGCUUCA
Molecule: messenger RNA, 1372 nt
Organism: Corylus avellana
Lineage: Eukaryota; Viridiplantae; Streptophyta; Magnoliopsida; Fagales; Betulaceae
Product: two-pore potassium channel 1
Biological process (GO): stabilization of membrane potential; potassium ion transmembrane transport
Cellular component (GO): plasma membrane; plant-type vacuole membrane
Molecular function (GO): outward rectifier potassium channel activity; potassium ion leak channel activity
Source: RefSeq, a predicted model, not a curated record